Messenger RNA from Pyrus x bretschneideri (Chinese white pear), 1722 nucleotides. RefSeq names its product 4-coumarate--CoA ligase-like 1. Gene Ontology annotation, biological process: fatty-acyl-CoA biosynthetic process. Gene Ontology annotation, molecular function: long-chain fatty acid-CoA ligase activity. The record is from RefSeq and is a predicted model, not a curated record. Lineage: Eukaryota; Viridiplantae; Streptophyta; Magnoliopsida; Rosales; Rosaceae.
AUGGUAAAUCUCAUACCCUCACUCGUUUCAACCUCCCUUUGGCUUCCAUUAGCUCUUCACAUAUUCAUCAUGGGAACUUUAGUGCAGAACUCAGCCCAAGAGGAUGAACAUAUUUUCCGAAGCCGGUCCCCACCUGUCCGAGUACCUGAUAACAUCACAUUGCCAGAAUUUGUGCUCCAAAAUGCAGAAUUAUACGCUGGAAAUGUCGCGUUUGUGGAGGCUGUGACCGGAAAGAAAAUUACGUACGGCGAGGUGGUUAGAGACACAAGGAGGUUUACUAAAGCCUUAAGGUCUCUUGGCCUUAGAAAGGGGCAAGUGGUGGUGGUUGUUCUCCCAAAUGUGGCAGAGUAUGCCAUUGUUGCCUUGGGAAUAAUGGGUGCUGGUGGUGUGUUUUCGGGUGCAAAUCCGUCAGGGCACGCGUCCGAAAUUAAGAAGCAGGUUGACGUUGCUGAUGCCAAGAUAAUUGUAACAAAUGGUGCAACCUAUGAAAAGGUAAAAGCUUUUGGGGUACCGGUAAUUUUGCUUGGAGAAGAAGUUAUUGAAGGUGCCAUGAACUGGGAACACCUACUUGAAGCAGCAGACCGUGCAGGAAACAGAAUUGAUAAGGAGGAGCCGAAGCAGACUGAUCUAUGUGCCCUUCCCUUCUCAUCAGGCACAACAGGAUUGUCUAAGGGUGUAAUGCUGACUCACCGAAACCUAGUAGCGAACCUCAGCUCCACGCUCUUUGGAGUAACGCCGGAAAUGAUUGGUAAAGUCACUGUGCUAGGCCUAAUUCCAUUCUUCCACAUCUACGGGAUCACUGGAAUAUGUUGUGCCACGCUCCGAAACAAGGGAAAAGUUGUGGUGAUGGGAAGAUACGAACUUCGAACAUUUCUUAACGCAUUGAUCUCACAUGAGGUCACCUAUGCGCCCAUUGUGCCGCCAAUCAUUUUGAACUUAGUUAAGAAUCCAAUUGUUGAUGAAUUUGAUCUCAGCAAGCUCAAACUCCAGGCAAUUAUGACUGCAGCAGCUCCUCUUGCACCCGAAGUCCUCAACGCUUUCGAAAACAAGUUCCCCGGCGUCCAAGUCCAAGAGGCAUACGGAUUGACUGAGCAUAGCUGCAUCACACUCACUCAUGCAGGACCAGGUCUUGUAGCAAAGAAAAACUCAGUAGGGUUUAUUCUUCCGAAUUUGCUAGUCAAAUUCAUUGACCCCGACACCGGUCGUUCCCUACCGAGAAACACACCCGGUGAACUUUGCGUGUUGAGUCAAUGUGUAAUGCAAGGUUACUUUAACAACGAAGAGGACACUGCCCGGACUAUCGACAAAGAUGGAUGGCUUCACACCGGAGAUAUUGGCUACAUAGAUGAUGAUGACAACGUCUUUAUCGUUGACCGGAUCAAGGAAUUAAUCAAGUACAAAGGUUUCCAAGUGGCUCCUGCUGAACUUGAGGCCAUUCUUCUCAGUCAUCCCUCGGUUGAAGAUGUAGCAGUAGUCCCGCUGCCGGACGAGGAGGCAGGGGAGAUUCCGGCAGCAAGUGUUGUGAUCGCAGCUGGUGCAAAAGAGAGCGAGGAAGAGAUAAUCAACUACGUGGCCUCAAACGUUGCACAAUACAAGAAAGUGAGAGUGGUGCACUUUGUGGACACAAUUCCAAAAUCGCCCUCUGGGAAGAUCAUGAGGAGGCUUAUCAAGGAGAGCAUGAUAGAAAAGAUCAAGGCAUCUAAGCUCCACUGCCUUAACUAA